Rhipicephalus sanguineus (brown dog tick) is the source of this 654-nucleotide messenger RNA. RefSeq lists its product as uncharacterized. The record is from RefSeq and is a predicted model, not a curated record. The transcript has a single exon. The coding region runs from base 1 to 654 and encodes 217 amino acids. Gene Ontology annotation, biological process: DNA integration. Lineage: Eukaryota; Metazoa; Arthropoda; Arachnida; Ixodida; Ixodidae. Gene Ontology annotation, molecular function: nucleic acid binding.
AUGCUGGAGCAUGCGUACACGGAGGUACUCUCCAGGUCUGCUGUGUCGCAGGCGACCAGUCGGUACCUUGUCCUGUCCCAGGUGGUGAAAGCAGUAUCCCGAGGGGAGGAGUUGGUGCAGCAGUCCUACAGACACAAGGCCGCUGAGCUGAGCCUGAAGCAGGGCUGCCUACUUUGGGGUUCCAGGCUGGUGAUCCCACAAAGUCUCCAGUCCAGAGUCCUGCAGUUGCUGCACGCGGGGCAUCCUGGCAUGGAAAAGACCAAGAUGGUGGCCCAGUCCCACGAGUGGUGGUCUCGCCUGUACCAGGACAUCGCUCACAUGGUGCAGAGCUGCGAACUCUGCCAGGAACAUCAACGGGCCUCGCAUCAUGUGGAGAUCACCCCAUGGUCAUUCCCACAGAGGCCCUGGUCCCGCCUUCACGUGGAUUUUGGGGGCACCUUCAAAGGCCACUACUUCCUGGUGGUGGUCGACGCAUUUUUAAAGUGGGUGGAAGUUUUACCUGUCAACACCCCAUCAGCAGGUGCGACCAUUGCAGCACUGCGGCAGGUCUUCGCCGCCCAGGGGCUGCCGGACAUCAUAGUCUCCGAUAAUGGGCCCGCUUUCCCCAGCGCAGAGUAUCUGACCUGGUUGACGAAGAACGGGUGGGUGGUGUAG